UUACACUGACUGUGCAUUAAAAAGUCGUGUAACAACGAGUUAGUCGUGUUACGUCAGUACAGUGGCAACAGGUUGCAACUUGUUUUCUUUUUGUUGCUUUACAACUUGGCUUGACCGCAUGUUGUUUUGUUGUUGACAAUGGCAAAAUACCGGAAAAUGUAACGAAAUAAACGUGAGAACGAGUUCUUCACGUGGUUGCUAACGGUGACUGUACUGUUGGAAGGUGUCAAGACGCAAACAAGCUGAAGUGUUGCAGGGCGCCGCAAGCCAAGGCCAAAGGUGCCUCGGUCAUGUUGGUGAGAUAAGUUUACAGCAAACGCCAGGACUGGUGGAGGCGAAUCAUGGCAUUGAAUCGUCAUCUGUUGUUAGCACUCCUCAUUAUGCUGCUCUCCCCACGUCAAACAGUCUGCAAGCUUGAAAACAAAGAUGGAAUGCCCUUGAGCAGAUACAUACACCAUUUUGAGCCCCUGAAUUACGAUGUGGGUCCUCUUGAUGCUCAACACAACAGUCAACCAAGAAACCACAUGGGCCAGUUAUAUAAUGACAGUUCCAUCACCUGGAAACUUACUGCCUUUGGAAGAUCAUUCCACUUGCAGCUGUCUCCUUACUCUAACGUUGUCAGUCCGGGGGCUCAGCUAAAUGUGGUCAGUGCUCUAGGUGUCAACACUACUGACAUGGUCUCCCAGCUGUAUAGAGGAGUUGUCAUUGGAGACGAGCGUUCCUCAGUGUAUGGACACAUCAUCAACGGCACAUUUGAUGGAAUCAUCAAGACUGAUUAUGAGACUUUCCACAUUGAGCCGUCCUUCCGUUACUUCAGCUCACCCAGGCCCGGCUUCCGUUCGGUCAUCUACCGAGCCCGGGACAUUCACUUGGAGGACCAACCCAUCACAAACCGGUCUGCCACCUGUCAGCUAUGUAGCUUGUCCUGGGAUGGCGCCAAGCUCAUAUCCCCAAAAAUGUACACCUUGCGCGGAAACAAAGACCCAGACAAAAGGAAGGACAUCUUUCCCCACAUUUCAUUGUCUGAGGGUGUAGGAAAGAGAAAGCUGCCCACUGCACCAUCCAACAGUCAAUCUCAUGAAAACAUUCUCCUGGCCAAGCAGAGUUUCUCAGAUUCUGAUUGGCUACAGAUGUCGCCAGACGAGGCAUUGCGUCAGAGUGAGGGCAGGACUCCUCGAGAUGCAGUGCACCUGGAAGGAAAUCACACCAGCGGCUGGCAUGAGUGGCUGACCACCUACGACCGCCCGUCCAAGACCUGCAUGCUCCACGUUGUCGUGGAUCACACUUUCUUUGAGCAUGUGGCAGGUGGGGACGUGUCAUUAGCAGCAGCCGAGGUGGCAUUCCACAUCACAGAGGCUGACUCUGUCUACCGGGCCACAGAUUUUGAUGGAGACGGCCGUGCGGACAAUGUUGGUCUUGCCAUCGGUGGGAUGACCAUCUUUGAGUCUGUGGAUGCACAGAACUACCUUGUCUCCGGCGACUACCCAGACGCAGAGGAAUUCCUGACAGAUGUCUCGCUCUACAACUUCAGCGCGUACUGCAUGGGGCUAGCCUUCACGUACCGGGACUUCGCCGGAGGCAUCCUGGGUUUGGCAUGGAUGGGGUAUCCCGGUUUCAGUGAACCCCCAGGAGGGAUCUGCCAAAGUCAGAUUACCUACAGGAACGACGGUCAUCCCAGCAGUCUGAACACUGCCAUGGUGACAUUAGUCAACUAUGACACAUAUGUGCCACGCAGUGUCAGUGUGACUUCAGUCAUGCAUGAGCUGGGACACGGAUUUGGAAGUCCACAUGAUCCCCGGACACGGAGCUGUUCGCCAGCAGGACCUCAAGGCAACUACAUUAUGUCCUCCCAGGCGACUGAUGGCAAUCAACCCAACAACAUCCGCUUCUCCACCUGCUCCCGUGGCCCGAUGGCGGCGGUGAUUGCCACCAAGGGAGCUCUCUGCUUGCAAGCCGACUCCGGCCCGCAUUGCGGCAACGGUUUGGUGGAACAAGGGGAGGAAUGUGACUGCGGCACAGCCCUGCUGUGCCAUCUGGCCGACAGGUGUUGCACCCCAAAGGGUGGGGCGGGGAGCGACGCCGAGUGCACCUUCAGGCGGCAGCUGGGAAGGGUCUGCAGUCCAGUAACAUCUCCUUGCUGCGACGACGAUUGCCGUUUGAUUCCAGCAUCAUGGCACAAGCACUGCUUUGAAGAUGAUGAAUGCCUCGCCGUGUCAUUCUGCAAUGGCUCCAGUGCAGACUGUCCACCGCCGGUGCCUAGCCCUAAUGGUACCCCGUGCCAAGACGGUGCCAAGAGGUGUCUGGACGGCCAGUGUUCUCUCACUGCCUGCUCCGCAGUUGGCCUCCCGGAAUGCUUCUGCUCCGACGUCAACAGCACUGGGCAGAGCUGCCAGCUGUGCUGCCAACAUGAAGGUGACUGCAUACCAGCUGUGGAGUUUGGCUUGACAACAUUGACGGGGGAUGUCAUCCUAAAGCAGCCGGGGAGUUCCUGUGACAAUUACACAGGUUACUGUGAUCUGCAAGGCUUGUGCGUAACCACAGAUAGCGACUCCGCGCUGAAUAAACUCAAGAAUUUCUUCAAGGAGGGCAGAGGACCCAUCCACUGGACGAAUACCCACUGGUACUACAUUGCCUGUGCAGUUCUCAGCUUUUGCUUCUCGUGUCUCAUGGCCAAGCUCUCCUACGACAAUCGCCGUUACCUGCAGAACGCAUUGCUGAGGAUGCGCCAUCCCAGGUCCACUUUGGAACCGGCCGGAGCCCACCAAGGGACAGGAGGGGCCGAGGGGGGUCACGGUGUGUCAUUGGUCGCCCCUGCCUCCCACGCGACGACAGCCGGGCUACAGUUCCUGUUGGAAUCGGCAAAGCCAGCCUCACCAACCAGUACCCAGUUUUAGAGAUCAACUGUGUGCAUGCAGCUUCCCCAGGUGCAAGUUCCUUUCAACAUGUUGCUUGUUAGGAUCAUUGUCCUUUUUUUUACCUGCUGUCCACUUUUCAUUCAAGUGCCUUCCCUGCCAUCACCCUUGCAAGGUAAAGAGUAUAUUACAUCAGACACAUGACCUCAAUUUGAUUUCUUUAUUCUCAUCUCAUGUUCGUGUGUGUUUCUGCCAUCAUGAAAAAAGUGCCACAAGUGUAAUUUUAAUCCUUGAUUUAUACUGAAACAGGUAAAGAUUACUCAAUCAAAACCAAAUUCACAAAAGUGUGAUAGAUUCUCUUGACAUUGUCAGCUGCAAUAGUGAAACUACACACUUUUCAGUACUGAAUUUCCUGUCUGCUUUUAUAAACAUUUUUUGAUAUCCUGAUUACUUUUCUUCUUGAAUCAUCAAAUCAUGUUCUAUGCAAAGCUUUAAAACAUGUACCAUCACGUUCAUUUAUGUGUUUAUCAUUAAACCCUUUGUGAUUGUAAAUGCAUUUUGAUUUUAAACUAAAUUCUUUUAAGCAUGGUAUUUCAGUGUUUUAUUACAGUUUUAAAACUGUUGCUUACGUGCCAAACAUGAUUAAACCAAAGAAGAGAUCAGUGUGGUAAAUUUCUUGGGUUAAACAUUUUUUGUGGGCAUUUGCAAUAAAGAACAUUCAGCGUUUCUAUACGGCCCACAA
Messenger RNA from Acanthaster planci (crown-of-thorns starfish), 3594 nucleotides. Its product is annotated as disintegrin and metalloproteinase domain-containing protein 10-like. The record is from RefSeq and is a predicted model, not a curated record. Gene Ontology annotation, biological process: membrane protein ectodomain proteolysis; Notch signaling pathway. Gene Ontology annotation, molecular function: metalloendopeptidase activity. Gene Ontology annotation, cellular component: plasma membrane. Lineage: Eukaryota; Metazoa; Echinodermata; Asteroidea; Valvatida; Acanthasteridae.